AUGGCCCUUUUCCCGGUUACCAAUGCCAUGGGAGGGAAAAAAGUCCACCCGAUUAACACAGAAUCGACAUUGAAUGGCUGUUUGGUUACACUCCGCCAGCGUAGGAACGGUGGACCGGCUAAUCACCCAGUUAGAAGCGAGGCAAGAUGUAUAAGACUCAAUCAGUCGGUACACGUUGGCGGGCACCUAGUUACUGUCGGUGAACACUGUUACGAUGUUACUGCCAACAAUUUGCCUGCAAACUGGUAUCCUCACGCUUUGCCCGCUGAGGAAAUAUUCGAAUGUGUUGUUAUAUACCGCAGCGACGACCAUUGGGUCCUCACAGGGUCCCAUCACGGACUUGCAUCCAGCAUGUGA
This is a messenger RNA of Pyricularia pennisetigena, 357 nucleotides long. RefSeq lists its product as uncharacterized. The record is from RefSeq and is a predicted model, not a curated record. The transcript is spliced from 2 exons. NCBI's taxonomy places the organism in Eukaryota, Fungi, Ascomycota, Sordariomycetes, Magnaporthales, Pyriculariaceae. The coding region runs from base 1 to 357 and encodes 118 amino acids.